AUGCUCACCUCCAACAACCCAGCCAUAACGGCCUACAAGGUCUAUCACCUUGGUCAAUUCAAACUUGACACCGAAUGUCGACGACAGACACCAGAUCUCCGGCGGAUAGUAUGCCACGCCUCUAUCGUCGACAGUGUUCGUCGAUGGUCUCGUGAUCUCGCCGAACCCGUUGAGACUGUCGUCGUCGACUCAAGUUCCGACGAAGAAUCAGAUCCAUUUGAGGACAGCUAUUCAUCGGAGGAGGAUCUCGAAGACGACGCCGGUGAAGUCGCCAUCUACGACGGCGAUGUUGACGACGAUGCUCUUGUCAUCACCAACGCUCAGUCCAACGCCAAAUCAUUCGAAAUCAACGCUGGUAUCGUACAACAUAUUGCAACAAACACAUCGUCAAGUCCCAGAAAACGACCUCCACCACCACCAUCUCAGUACGAAGUCAAGGAUUCAAGUUGGAGGCAUAACCGACCUUUGAUUGUCAGAGAAACGACCGUUGAGGUUGGUGAAGACGAUUGA
Exophiala viscosa is the source of this 510-nucleotide messenger RNA. RefSeq lists its product as uncharacterized. The transcript has a single exon. The record is from RefSeq and is a predicted model, not a curated record. Lineage: Eukaryota; Fungi; Ascomycota; Eurotiomycetes; Chaetothyriales; Herpotrichiellaceae. Bases 1 to 510 code for a protein of 169 amino acids.